AUGACAGAAUCAGGCAGUGAUGAUAACGAUGAUGUGGUUGAUGACGACGGUAACGACGAUGAUGGCGAUGAUAAUGGCGACGAUGAAGGCAUCGAAGACGACGGUAAUCACGAUGAUGGCGACAAUGACUACGACGAUGAUGGCAAUGGUGAUGAGAGGGUAAUGACGAUGAUAGUGACGACGGCAACGACAACCAAGAAGACGACGGUUAAGAUGACGAUGACGACGACGGUGAUGGUGAUAAUAAUAGUGGCGGUAGUGGUGGUGAUGCAGAUGCCAAUGGGAAUACAGAAGAAUGAAAGGUUUUUACCCGUUGUAAAACUGAAAUAAAG
Molecule: messenger RNA, 332 nt
Organism: Enterobius vermicularis (human pinworm)
Lineage: Eukaryota; Metazoa; Nematoda; Chromadorea; Rhabditida; Oxyuridae
Source: the annotation of a GenBank genome assembly